GCAUAUAAUUUGCAAAUUUUUAUAAAACAAAUAAAAUAGUUACCUACUACCCUUUAUUUAAAGCCUAAAUUUCAUCACGAAAACAACGAUAAAUUGCAUAAAUAGUGAUUUAUUUUAUAAAUGUCGAAACAUUUGUAAAUAAUGUAUGUUUAAAUUGUUACAUUUAAUUCAAAAACAUUAUAAAAACAAUCAGCGCAUAAAAGCAUUUUUGAAAUUUUUAUAACCUGCAUUUUUGUUAUUGGAAAUCCAUGCGGCUAUGUGCACCUAUUAAAUAUACAAUUAAAAUUAAUUAAGUAAAUUGGACGAAAUUUAAGUUGAAUGAUCAAUUGUAGUUUUAAUUAUUUAAGCUGUUAUUUAAGUGAUCACCACAAAGGAAAAUGGAAAAUGAAUUACCAUCUCCUAGUGAAAUGGCAUUGAUUACUCCUAUGAGUGAGACUUUGCCAAAUAUUUUGGAAGAAAAACGUGAAGGCGAAACCCAAUCUGAUAAAGUACAUCUUAAGAAACAACUUGGUUUAUUGGAAGGUGUAGCAAUAAUAUUAGGAAUAAUUUUUGGUUCCGGUAUUUUUAUAUCCCCUAAAGGCGUAAUUCGUGAAGUUGAUGCAGUUGGGACAUCUUUAAUAAUAUGGAUUUUAUGUGGUUUUUUAUCAAUGAUAGGUGCUCUUUGUUAUGCGGAGCUUGGAACUUCGAUACCAAAAUCUGGGGGAGAUUAUGCGUAUAUUUUUGAGGCAUAUGGCUCUCUUCCGUCGUUUCUUUAUUUAUGGGAUGCAAUGAUGAUAUUUGUGCCUACAACAAAUGCCAUUAUGGGAUUGACAUUCGCUUCUUAUGUUCUAAAACCAUUUUUUGAUGAUGAAUGCAAAAUUCCGGAUGGCGCUUUACAACUUAUCGCAGCUGUUACUAUAUGCUUUUUGACUUAUCUAAACUGUACAAAUGUCAGAGCAACUACCAAAAUGCAAAAUAUUAUAAUGUUUACAAAGAUUGCUGCCCUUGUUCUUGUAAUAUUGGUUGGAGUAGUUUGGAUGGCAAUGGGACAUACGGAAAAUUUCGACAAACCAUUUGAAGAUACUGAAACUGAUCCCGGAAAAUUGUCGGUUGCCUUUUAUUCUGGAAUAUUUUCAUAUGCUGGAUGGAAUUACUUGAAUUUCAUGACAGAAGAGUUGCGCGAACCUUAUAAGAAUUUACCCAGAGCAAUUUAUAUUUCGUUACCUUUAGUAACUGGCAUAUAUGUUUUAGCAAAUAUGGCUUAUUUAGCAGUUUUAACGCCACAACAAAUGAUUGCCUCCGAAGCUAUAGCUGUGACAUUCGGGCAAAAAGUUAUGGGGGUAUGGUCAUUUGCCAUCCCAAUUUUGGUAGCUAUUUCUGCAUUUGGUGGUCUAUCAGUUCAUAUUAUGACUUCGUCUAGAAUGUGUUUCGUUGGUGCGAGAAAUGGUCAUAUGCCUGCAAUCUUAUCACAUAUUAAUGUAGAAAAAUUUUCUCCAACACCUUCAUUAAUAUUUUUGUGUAUGUUAUCUAUAGUUAUGCUUGUUAUAAGUGAUGUUCACGUAUUAAUUACGUAUUGCAGCAUAGUUGAGUCAUUUUUUAUAAUGUUAACAGUAUCUGGCGUUUUGUGGUUUAGAUACAAAAGGCCUAAUAUGGAAAGACCUAUUAAAGCACCACUUUGGGUUCCAAUAGUUUUUGUUUUAAUAUGUGCUUUCCUAGUUAUUGUUCCUGUAUAUGUUGCACCAUUUGAAGUUGGAAUUGGUGUUUUUAUCACAAUUAUUGGGGUGCCUUUCUAUUUUGUAGGAGUUGUAUGGAAAGAAAAACCCGAAUGGUUUAGUGAAAAUGUUGGUGCUAUAACAAUCACAUUGCAAAAAUUAUUUUUAUCUGCCAAAGAAGAAAAAGACUGAGUUCACAUUUUUAGUCUCUAAACUCAUUGCCAAAGGACAUUUAUUUUGAAUUAAGUUACAAAGUGUUGCCUGCAGCUCUUGAAAUUUAUUAAAGAAUGUUUCUUUAGUUUCGCGAAAUAUUGAAUUACACAAAAAAGUAAAUUAGAAGAAUCUCAGUUGACGCUUCAAGUUUUUAAUUGACAAAUUUGAUUAUGUGCCAUAUGACGAAAAAAUUUAACUAAUGAUAUUUUUGGUUUAAGUUUCUUAUGUAUAUGUAUAUAUAUAUGUAUUUUAAAUUUAAGAUUCUCUUCAUUAAAAAUUUUUGAACAUCUCUUGCAUGAGUAAUCACAAUUGUAAUCAUUGUGUUAAAACUUUUUCAUUUUCAAAUACGUAUCAAAAC
Condylostylus longicornis is the source of this 2262-nucleotide messenger RNA. It is a transcript of the gene gb, whose product is annotated as large neutral amino acids transporter small subunit 1. NCBI's taxonomy places the organism in Eukaryota, Metazoa, Arthropoda, Insecta, Diptera, Dolichopodidae. Gene Ontology annotation, cellular component: membrane. Gene Ontology annotation, biological process: amino acid transmembrane transport. The transcript has 7 exons. The coding region runs from base 378 to 1883 and encodes 501 amino acids. The record is from RefSeq and is a predicted model, not a curated record. Gene Ontology annotation, molecular function: L-amino acid transmembrane transporter activity.